Messenger RNA from Diversispora eburnea, 1308 nucleotides. Lineage: Eukaryota; Fungi; Glomeromycota; Glomeromycetes; Diversisporales; Diversisporaceae. The record is from the annotation of a GenBank genome assembly.
AUGCCUCAACCAGAAAAUACCAAAAUCACAAUUACCUCAGCAAUACAACAGAUGCGUAAUAUGGGACGCCCUUUAUGGGCAAAUGUUGAAGAGGUUUAUGUUGUGGAAUUUGCUAUUGCAAAGCUUCUAUGUGAUCAUGACGAAGCAGCUAAAAUCCAUGAAAAUAAAGACAUUGAAUCAAUAAAAUUAACAAUAGAACAAUCACUAGCAAUUCUUGGAGCACGAGUCUACUUGGAAAUUUCUAGAGUUUCACAACAAGCAUCUAAAUUAGUUAGUCAUCACAUGAGAAUCCUGCGACAUGUAGAUGAUAAACGUGAAUCACUAAUCACUACAUAUCCAAGUGAACCAAUAUUAGCAGAAGCAGCCAGUCACGUCAUGAGCCAUCCUAGAAUCCUGAAACAAAUUUUAGACGGUGUAAUAUAUUCAGUUAAAAAUCAUAUUAUCGUCAAUGCAGGUGAGCAAGGUGAACUUGUUGGGCGGAUUCUGUGUUUAAUGGCAUUUGAUAAGGUGAUUCAAUCAAAAUCUGGGCUUCACUACAUAUGGAACAAACACUCACAAUCAAUCACAGUGGAAGAGUUUCUCAAUGCAUUUAUUGGAGAAGGAAAUUAUGAAAAAAUUAAUUCGGUUCUCAAUGAAACCUUCAAUGGUUUAAUGUUCCGCAAUAGCAAGAUAAGAUUUAGUCACUUUGCAUACACCAACACUACACCUAGUAGGGAAAAGCUUGUUAAUUUUUUUUUUCGUGGGGCAGCAGUAUUAUGCAAACGUGGUCAACAAAUAGUGGAUCUGAUUAUUCCAAUUGCAAUGGUCCCAGAUGAUGAUACAGAAGUUCAACAUAGCAACAUGUCCUUUAUUGGCAUUCAGAUCAAAAAUCGAAAAAAACAUAAAAGCAGUGAUUGGCCGGUAAAUAUUGCUAAGGCAAUCGGAAUUUGCAAUAAUACACCUUUUCCUCUGCCAUAUCUUGUUGUUUUUAUGAGUCUUAAUGAAGAAUCAAGAAAAAUUGAAUGUCAUGAUACUGUAACCUUAAGAGAUACAAGAAAUUCUUACUUCAGGGAGAGAAUAGGAUAUCUAAACAUUUAUGGACACACAAAGAAUGAAUAUGCAUGUCUUAGCUGGGUAGACGAUAAUGCAGAAAUACAAUUGCAACAAUUGUUACAGACAUAUGUUGAUCCUUUCGAGGAGGAGAGUGCUGCUCUAUGGGAGGGGAAUGAGCCUGAAAGUGCAUGGGUCACCAAGUAUCAGAAUAUUGUUAAAAAUAUGGAACCUUUACGUUAUGAAAAAUGUGUAUUUGAAAACAUGGACACAUCUUGA